Molecule: messenger RNA, 1182 nt
Organism: Manihot esculenta (cassava)
Lineage: Eukaryota; Viridiplantae; Streptophyta; Magnoliopsida; Malpighiales; Euphorbiaceae
Product: cystinosin homolog
Exons: 8
Coding region: 231-1049 (272 amino acids)
Biological process (GO): L-cystine transport
Cellular component (GO): vacuolar membrane
Molecular function (GO): L-cystine transmembrane transporter activity
Source: RefSeq, a predicted model, not a curated record
GUCCUCAAUUCAACCAGCCAAAUGGCAAAUGCCCCGCCCAACUCACGCUGUUUCAGCGUGCAAGGUUUUUACAGCAAACCAACUCUUCACUUGAAUUGCUUCACGCUAGAGCUCUCUCUCUUCUUUUGAAACUUGAUCAACACUUCCAUCUCCAUAUAUAACCGAGAUCUUUACAAAAUUUGCAGCUGCCAGGGGACUUCUCUUUCUUUUCUUAGUUAAUUUUUCAAGCUAUGGCUUCCUGGAACUCGUUUCCACUCAAGAUCACAUACGAGGUCUUUGGAUGGUUGGCAUUCGUUUCUUGGUCCAUUAGUUUCUACCCACAAGCCAUAUUGAAUUUCCGACGAAAAAGUGUGGUGGGUUUGAACUUCGAUUUCGUGGUGCUGAAUUUGACGAAGCACUCCUCUUACUUGAUCUACAACGCUUCGCUUUACUUCAGCUCUGCAAUCCAGAAGCAGUACUUUAACAAGUAUGGGCACAAACAGAUGAUACCUGUAGCUGCAAAUGAUGUUGCAUUUUCCAUACAUGCUGUUGCAUUGACAGCAAUCACAUUGUUCCAAAUUGCAAUCUACGAACGAGGGCAUCAAAAGGUAUCUAAGAUUGCUAUAGCAAUUGUCUGUAUUGUGUGGGUAGCUGCUGCAGUUUGUUUCUUUGUAGCUUUGCAUCGUCAUUCUUGGCUGUGGCUUAUCUCUGUCUUCAACACAAUCCAAGUUUGUAUGACUGUGAUCAAGUACAUUCCCCAGGCAGUAAUGAACUUCAUGAGAAAGAGCACUGAUGGGUUCAGCAUUGGGAACAUAUUACUUGAUUUUCUUGGAGGAAUGGCUAAUUAUGCUCAGAUGACUGCACAAUCUGUAGACCAACAUUCAUGGGUGAACUUUUAUGGCAACAUAGGAAAGACACUGCUUUCUCUGGUGUCUAUAUUCUUUGAUCUUCUUUUCAUGUUUCAACAUUAUAUCCUUUAUUCAGACAAGAAGAAGCAGCAUAGCUCCCCUGAAAUCAAGGGAGAGGGUGAACACCCACCUAAUUGCUCUUUACAGGCUGAGAAUGUGUAAUAUUUUUAUAUAUUUCUUCACAGUGCAUUGCUUUAUAAAGAAAAUAUGUAAAUUUGUUUUUAAUUUUAAACUUCUAAAUUAUACAAAAUGGUCAGUGUAGCCUUUAUAUAUUGAAUUGCUUUUGCAUUUUGAA